AUUCAUUAAGAUCACGUAAGAACUCAAAGGGAAACGUGACUCUGAGCUAAGGCGUUUGCGUAAAUCUAUAGGUUUUUAAAAACUCCCUGCCAGUUGCUUUCUGUCUUCUGUAGGCACCAAGGUGGCGGAGAGUUUAAGCUUGCGGAUAUUGCAAAGGGUUAUUAGAUUCAUAAGUCACACCAAGUGGUGGGCGAUCCACUGAGCAAAGCAGAAGUUCUCACAUGAUGACUUCAAACAAGACACAUUACCUUCCAGCAUCUGUUGGAGAGACUGGAUUUUAAGACACUUCUGUCUCCAGGACAGCAAAGAAACAAUGUUCCACCAAGUGAGAAGAGUGAUGACCAUCCUUUUCCUUACUAUGGUUAUCUCAUACUUCAGUUGCAUGAAAGCUGCCCCGAUGAAAGAAGCUAGUGUAAGAGGACAAGGCAGCUUGGCUUACCCAGGUCUUCGGACCCACGGGACUCUGGAGAGCCUAAACGGGCCCAGUGCUGGUUCAAGAGGACUGACAUCGCUGGCGGACACUUUUGAACAUGUCAUAGAGGAGCUUCUGGAUGAGGACCAGGACAUCCAGCCCAGCGAGGAAAACAAGGAUGCAGACUUGUACACAUCCCGAGUCAUGCUAAGCAGUCAAGUGCCUUUGGAACCCCCGCUGCUCUUUCUGCUCGAGGAGUACAAAAACUACUUGGAUGCUGCAAACAUGUCCAUGAGGGUCCGGCGCCACUCUGACCCAGCUCGCCGCGGGGAACUGAGCGUAUGUGACAGCACGAGCGAGUGGGUGACGGCGGCGGAGAAAAAGACUGCAGUGGACAUGUCCGGGGCGACCGUCACAGUCCUGGAAAAAGUCCCAGUACCCAAAGGCCAACUGAAGCAAUACUUCUAUGAGACCAAAUGCAACCCCAAGGGGUACACAAAGGAGGGCUGCAGGGGCAUAGACAAGAGGCACUGGAACUCCCAGUGCCGAACUACCCAGUCUUACGUGAGAGCUCUCACCAUGGAUAAUAAAAAGAGAGUUGGCUGGCGCUUUAUAAGGAUAGACACUUCCUGUGUAUGUACAUUAACCAUUAAAAGGGGAAGAUAGUGGAUUUGUGUUGUAUAGAUUAUAUUGAGACAAAAUUAUCUAUUUGUAUAUAUACAUAACAGGGUAAAUUAUUCGGUAAAAAAUAAUUUUAUGGACUGCAUGUAUAACUGAAGUUUAUACAGUACAGUGGUUCCACAAUCUAUUUAUUGAACAUAUCCAUGACCUGAAGGGGAACAAAAGUCAUUUGCGCACAAGUUGAAAAAAAAACAAAAAAAAAACAAACAAAAAAAAAAACAAACAAAAAAAACCCACAAAAAAAAAAGAAAAACAAGCGAACAAAAAGUCUGCAUUACAUUCCUCGAUAACGUUGUGGUUUGUCGCCGUUGCCAAGAAUUGAAAAUAUAAAAAGUUAAAAAAAAAAAUAAAAUUGCAUGCUGCUUCAAUUGUGAAUUGAUGAUAAACUGUCCUCUUUCAGAAAAAUAAAUUGAACCAAAACAUUCCGUUUACAUUUUAGACAGUAAGUAUCUUUAUUCCUGUUAGUAUUAUAUCUGUUUACUGCUUUUAACUUCUGAUAGCGUUGGAAUUAAAACAAUGUCAAGGUGCUGUUGUCAUAGUUUUACUGUUUCUCUUUUACUUUUGAACUCCCGUCAGAUUGAAAAAGGAAAAAAAAAAAAUCAUUACCUUAUUCUGGAUUAAAAACAAAUUUGGGUUUUUUGUAUGUUGUGAAGGUGUUUGCAAUAGCAAUCCAACUACUGACAAAAAAAAAUAAAAAAAAGAGGCAACU
This is a messenger RNA of Haliaeetus leucocephalus (bald eagle), 1802 nucleotides long. RefSeq names its product brain-derived neurotrophic factor (gene BDNF). Gene Ontology annotation, biological process: cell surface receptor protein tyrosine kinase signaling pathway; negative regulation of neuron apoptotic process; memory. The transcript is spliced from 2 exons. The record is from RefSeq and is a predicted model, not a curated record. Lineage: Eukaryota; Metazoa; Chordata; Aves; Accipitriformes; Accipitridae. Gene Ontology annotation, molecular function: growth factor activity; nerve growth factor receptor binding. Bases 314 to 1078 code for a protein of 254 amino acids.